AGCCUGCACCAGUCAGUGGACAAAGCAGAUCCUCGGCCCAGCUUUCAAGAUGGGUGACGCCUGUAUCAUAAAUAUUAUCUACCGGCCGCCCAACCCUCUGCUCCGCACGCAUACAUCAUUGUCCUCCUCACUUUGUGUACCUUGAACAUACAAGCAAUUGAACAAGGUCCUUUGUAGUAUUCACCAUGGCAGCGAAUCCCAACACUAUCCUCCGCGAGGUGAACAUUCUCGGUGAGCUGAACGAUAGUAACCGUCACAUUCUUAGCAAAGAUGCUGCUGUCUUCCUCGCUCUUCUCCACCGCACAUUCAAUGAGCGCCGGAAGGCUCUGCUCCAAAGACGAGUGAUUCGGCAAGCGGAGCUCGACAAGGGCAACCUCCUCGACUUCCUCCCAGAGACCAAGCACAUCCGCGAAAAUGAUGCUUGGAAGGGCGCACCACCAGCUCCUGGGCUCGUUGACAGGCGAGUGGAGAUCACAGGUCCAACAGACCGCAAGAUGGUCGUCAAUGCGCUAAACUCGAAUGUCUGGACAUAUAUGGCCGACUUUGAGGACUCGAGCGCCCCAACAUGGGACAACAUGAUCAAUGGCCAGCUCAACCUCCAUGAUGCUAUCCGCAGGCAAGUCGACUUCAAGCAGGGUGAGAAGGAGUACAAGCUUCGCACCGACCGAACACUACCCACCCUCAUCGCUCGUGCUCGAGGCUGGCACCUUGAGGAGAAGCACUUCACAGUUGAUGGCGAGGCUAUCUCCGGUGGCCUGUUCGAUUUCGGCCUGUACUUCUUCAACAAUGCCCACGAGCUCGUCAAGCGCGGAACCGGACCAUACUUCUACUUGGCUAAGAUGGAGUCACAUCUUGAGGCCAGGCUGUGGAACGAUGUCUUCAACUUGGCGCAAGACUACAUUGGUAUGAGGCGUGGCACUAUCCGUGGUACCGUCUUGAUCGAGACGAUUACCGCUGCUUUCGAGAUGGACGAGAUCAUCUACGAGCUUCGCGACCACUCCUCCGGUCUUAACUGCGGCCGCUGGGACUACAUUUUCAGCACCAUUAAGCGCUUCCGCCAAAACCCCAACUUCGUGCUCCCUGACCGCGACUCUGUCACAAUGACGGUACCCUUCAUGGACUCGUACGUUAAGCUCCUCAUCAAGACAUGCCACAGACGCGGCGUCCACGCCAUGGGAGGCAUGGCAGCCCAAAUCCCUAUCAAGAACGAUCAGCAAGCCAACGACGCCGCCAUGGCCAAGGUCCGUGCCGACAAGCUCCGUGAGGUGCGCGCUGGCCACGAUGGUACAUGGGUUGCCCACCCGGCGCUUGCGGCUAUUGCAAGUGACAUUUUCAAUGAGCAUAUGCCUACGCCUAAUCAGAUGCAUGUGCGUCGUGAGGAUGUCCACAUCACCGCCAACGACCUUUUGAACAUGAAUGUACCUGGCAAGAUCACCGAAGCUGGCAUCCGCAAGAAUCUUGACAUCGGCCUCAGUUAUAUGGAGGCUUGGGUCCGUGGUGUUGGUUGCGUGCCUAUCAACUACCUCAUGGAGGACGCCGCUACUGCAGAGGUGUCGAGGAGUCAGCUUUGGCAGUGGACAAGACACAAUGUUGAGACCGCUGAGGGCAAGAAGGUUACAAAGGACUAUGCGCUCAAGUUGCUACAUGAGCAGGCGCAGCAGUUAGGCGCGAAGGCACCCAAGGGAAACAAAUUCCCGCUCGCAGCGAAGUACUUCGAGGGCCAAGUUACAGGCGAGGACUAUGCUGAGUUUUUGACAUCGUUGCUCUACAACGAGAUUACCAAUGUCGGUUCACCUGUUGCGGCCGCGAAGCUAUAGCACGCUGUGUGCCGAGGUUCACUCGAGGGGAUCCCGAGUGGACGGUCGAUCAAUGCGGAGAAGUAGCUUUACAUGUGACGAACAAGAACGGGACGAGGGAACGAAGAAUGACGAACGGAACCACACAAACUUGGGGACUGCAUGCAUAGUUGGCGUUUUUAGUUCUUGUACAUUCUUUCUAAUUUCAAUCUAAUGUAUAAAAUC
This is a messenger RNA of Cucurbitaria berberidis CBS 394.84, 2021 nucleotides long. Its product is annotated as malate synthase. Lineage: Eukaryota; Fungi; Ascomycota; Dothideomycetes; Pleosporales; Cucurbitariaceae. The coding region runs from base 186 to 1817 and encodes 543 amino acids. The record is from RefSeq and is a predicted model, not a curated record. The transcript is spliced from 5 exons. Gene Ontology annotation, cellular component: peroxisomal matrix; cytoplasm. Gene Ontology annotation, biological process: glyoxylate cycle. Gene Ontology annotation, molecular function: malate synthase activity.